AUGGCUCCGCACAAGAUGAAUGUGCUGGUAUACACCGGUAUAGGUCCGGGGACGUCCAGUGAGUCAGUGAAGCACUGUCUCUUCUCCCUCCGCCAGCUCCUCGCCCCCACAUACGCCGUGAACCCUGUCGGCGAGAACCACCUGCUCAAGGAGCCCUGGGCCGCUACCUGCGCCCUGUUGGUCUUUCCCGGUGGCGCCGAUCUGGGCUACUGUCGGGUCCUCAAUGGCGCCGGGAAUCGCUCCAUCACCCAGUACGUGCGUGCCGGUGGUCGAUACUUUGGCUUUUGCGCCGGCAGCUACUACGGGAGCAACCGGUGCGAGUUCGAGGUUGGCAACGCGCCUCUGGAAGUGGUCGGCAGUAGGGAGCUGGCCUUCUUCCCGGGGACGUGCCGCGGCGGUGCCUUCAAAGGGUUCCAGUACCACAGCGAGAAGGGUGCCAGGGCCAUUCGGCUCACCCCAUCCAAGCAGCUCCAAGGUGCCGGUCGCCUGCCACCAUCGCUGCGCUGCUACCACAAUGGCGGCGGUGUCUUCGUCGAUGCGGCGCAGUUUGAGGGCCAGGACGUCAAGGUGUUGGCUUCCUAUGCAGACACGCUUGACGUGGAUGGUGGAGAUGGCCAGGCUGCCAUUGUCUACUGCACCGUCGGCAAAGGAGCAGCUGUCCUGACGGGACCUCAUAUCGAAUUCGCAUCCGCCAAUCUCACUCCUCAGCCGGACAUUCCUGCAUACGGCGACUUACUACGAGCUGUAAAGGAAGACGACGAGCACAGAGAAGAGCUGUUAAGGCAAUGCCUCUCGUCGCUCGGCCUCACUGUGAACCAAGUCACUCCGCCGGUCCCUGAACUCACUCCCCUUCAUGUCACUUGUCUGCACCCGGACCAAGCGGCCGAGUUGUGGCACUCCUGGCAGGACAUCAUCAAGAAAGAAGGCACCAGGGAUGUCAUCAAGGGGGGCACCGACACCUUCUCUGUGCGUUUGGCUGACACCCAGAAGCGCUCAUCAAAGUCGCAGCCUCCCAAUGGCAGGGAUGAAAAGAACGUAUUUACUAGUGACAUAACUCCCGUGCUGCAAGAGCUGCUCCUCGGCUCGCAGCAGCAUCCCAUCUUGAUGAAAGCCGCCGCUAGGAUCGACGGCAAUCAUGAAUCGGAAGAAGACUUCAAUUAUCUCCAUAACCUUCUCGAACAACUCUCCCACAAAAUGGGCACUGACGCACCCAGAGGCCUGUUGUCGUCAGAGGGUACGAGGCACAUUGCCCACAUCUUAACCAGGACAGUCGCCGAUCCCAAGAUGGAGGCUUUCCUCGAGGGAUCCAACGACAGCAGCGUUGCAGAGGUGAACAGUUCCGGCGGUCUCGACAUUUUGAUCAAGCAAGUCACUUCCGACCUCGGGCUGGUCAACAUCGGCUCUGAUGACAAAAUCGGCCAGAGAUUUUCCAAGUCAGAGAACGAUGAAGGCGCCAACAAGAUGAUCGACUAUGCUGCAGUAGUAAAGGAGCUAAUUGUACACGAACAGGGCGUUCCCGGUCGCCAUGAAACACCCUUCUUCAACCACGAAGUUUACUACAGAGCACUGGAGAAUUACAGGCAGACCCGCGACCACAAAGCGGAGGACUGGGGCGAUAGCCUUAUGUAUGGGGAGGUGCUGACAAGCACGAAUACUGUUCUCGAUCAAAACCAUGGCCUGCUUGCGACCCUUCCCUCCGGCUUCACAGUGGUCGCGCGGACCCAGGUGGCUGGCCGUGGACGUGGCAGCAAUGUCUGGAUUGCGCCUCCAGGACAGAUGAUCUUCUCGAGCGUCAUUAAUCACUCCUACAAGCUUGCAGCGAGCAGGCCCAUCAUCUUCAUCAAUUAUCUGGCCGCCAUUGCUACCGCAGAGGGUAUUCGCGGGCUCAGACCAGGUUGCAAGGACAUUCCAGUGAAGUUAAAAUGGCCCAAUGACAUAUAUAUCCAAAAGCCCGGCAAGGAUGCUUCUUUGAAUGAGUCAUACGUCAAAAUCGGCGGCUUGCUUUUCCAGUGCUCUUACAGCGACGGUAACUACCAAGUCGUCGCGGGCAUCGGCGUCAAUGCCGUAAACGACCGCCCAACCACCUGCGUCAAGAACUAUCUGCCCGCUGGGAACGACGGCUGCGAGACUUUGGUCGAAGAACUCAUUGCGUCGAUCCUCUGCCGCUUCGAGAUGCUCUAUAAAGAGUUCUGCCGGACUGGCUUCUCAGAAGACCUGGAAGCGCGGUACUAUGCACACUGGUUGCACACGGACCAGAUUGUGACGCUCGAGGCCGAGGGUGGCGUGCGAGCUCGCAUACGGGGCAUCACCAGAGACUGGGGCUUGCUUAGGGCGGAGGAGCUGGGCACGAACGACGCGCCGACGGGCAGGUUUUGGGCCCUACAAAGCGACGAGAACAGCUUUGACUUUCUCAAGGGUCUAGUUAGGAGGAAGCUGUAG
This is a messenger RNA of Thyridium curvatum, 2439 nucleotides long. RefSeq lists its product as uncharacterized. Gene Ontology annotation, cellular component: cytoplasm. The record is from RefSeq and is a predicted model, not a curated record. NCBI's taxonomy places the organism in Eukaryota, Fungi, Ascomycota, Sordariomycetes, Thyridiales, Thyridiaceae. Gene Ontology annotation, biological process: protein modification process. Gene Ontology annotation, molecular function: biotin--[biotin carboxyl-carrier protein] ligase activity. The transcript has 5 exons. Bases 1 to 2439 code for a protein of 812 amino acids.